AUGGAUAAAAAAGAUGGUAAACAGGCGAUACUGAAGGACUUGUCCAGAGAAUGCCGCCCCGCUGUAUCUCCGUUACAGAACAGCUACUACCAGGGUGUAUGUCCCACUCCUCUCAGUGGCAAAACAAUAGGCCAGAUGUUAGACCGAGCUGCGGAUCAGGGAGCCGAUCAUGUGAUCUUCAAAGUUCCGGAUUACAGCCAGGAAAUAACACUUCGGAAUCUCCUUCGUAGGAGUCGGGCUGCAGCGAAAGGCUUGAUCGCGAUGGGUUUACAGAAGGGCGAUGUCGUCAUGCUUACUGGAAUGGCAGAUAUGGAAAGUAUAGUGUUGUACUAUGCAGCGGUGUACAUUGGACUGGUGCCUUUCCAGCCAUGCGUGAGAUACCCACUGGAUAGAUACCUACCAAAGGCAAUGCAGGUCAAUCCGUCAGUGCUGUUUGUUGGUCCAGAAGUAAUGCCUGUCAUCAAUGAAGAGCUCGAGAAGAUAUGGAAAUCUUCCGAAACAAAUAGGCCUCAGACACUUAAAGAUAUCAUCUACACUGGGACAAGCAAACACAGUUUCAGUCAAUAUUCAGAAUUCCUGAAGCAGGGUGAAACCGUGUCGGAUGUCACAUUAAACGACAUAUCCUCCCGAGUUAGUACGGAUGAUAUUGCCUACAUAGUGGCGACAUCAGGAUCAAGUGGCGAAGCUAAACUGGUUUGCCAGUCUCACUGUUAUGCUGUCAACUGUGCGAAGUUUGCGAACACCAGAAGAAAUCCUUACCAAAAGAAAGACGUAGUAGGAGGACGAAAUCCAACAACAGAUGAUAUCCAGUUUUUCAUGGGCGUGACACAAGCGGUAUAUAACUGGCGGGAGAUUAUUAUGAUCAUCUUGUCUUCUAAAGUAGAAUUCUAUCAGGACGAUAUUACAUGUCUGCUGGAAUGUAUUCAAACCUAUAGGAUGACAUGGUAUACUGGAUAUCCGUUUGAACUUUUGAAGAUGUUGGAUAGCCCGAGUUUACAGAACUAUGAUAUAUCAUCAUUACGAGGAGUCGUCGUCACUGCUCAGAUGAUAACAUCAGAAUUAAAACAACGACUGAAACAACAUUUUCCGGACACAAGUAAUGUGUAUGGGUCCUCUGAAGGCAUGGUUUCCAUGAUAUCAGCGACACUAUCGUCAGAAACUCAGAAGUCAGAAAGCGUUGGCUAUCCAUUUCCUCACACAGAGGUGAAGAUCGUAGGUGACAACAACGAGGUAUUACCGAUAGGUAAAGCUGGAGAAAUAUGUACUCGAGGCUGGUUCUGUUUCACCAAGUACUUAAAUGACCCAGAAACAACAUCAAAAGCAAAAGGGGAGACUGGAUGGCUGCAUUUAGGAGACGUCGGCAUUAUGGAUGUCACAGGUCACAUACAGCUGCUAGGUAGGAAAGAGGAAUGCGUGGUGUUUAAACAUACGGGAGACAAGGUGUAUCCCUCCCUCAUACUGGAUACGGCCAAUAAACAUGAAGCGGUUAAAGAGGCCAAGGUGGUCGGGAUACAAGACAACCAUAUUGGCCACGAAAUUUGUCUCUUUGUUCAGCUGCAUCCUGAGGCCGAUCUAACAGAAAAACAGCUGGAGGAAUACUUCAAUAAAGAGCUUCUUUUCCUCGAAUGUCCAACGAAAUAUUUCAUCCUUGACGCCAUGCCUCGUGCUGGUGCUAGAGGAAAGGUUCAUAUUCAACGGUUGAAGGAGAUCGCCAUUGAAAGAUUAGAAGGUCAAUAA
Messenger RNA from Ylistrum balloti, 1737 nucleotides. RefSeq names its product putative acyl-CoA synthetase YngI. Bases 1 to 1737 code for a protein of 578 amino acids. Gene Ontology annotation, biological process: fatty acid metabolic process. The record is from RefSeq and is a predicted model, not a curated record. NCBI's taxonomy places the organism in Eukaryota, Metazoa, Mollusca, Bivalvia, Pectinida, Pectinidae. Gene Ontology annotation, molecular function: medium-chain fatty acid-CoA ligase activity. The transcript is spliced from 18 exons.